AUGAGUAGCGACACUGUACCAGUAAACACUCCCGCCGACGCGCAAUCCAUUCCGACCAUAUUUGACCCCACGACUUGCACGCGCAAAGGUCUAUGCCCUGUUACGAUCCUUCGGAACGAGGCGGACGAUCCGCUGCAAAGCCAUUCGCUCUACUACGAGCAGCAUGGAACAGGGCCGGAGAAGAUUUUAUUCAUCAUGGGCUUGAACGGCUCGUCCUUCUCGUGGCUUCCGCAGGUAGACUACUUCGGGCGGAAGCCAGAGUACUCGGUGCUUGUAUUUGACAACAGAGGGGUUGGGAACAGCGACGCGCCUCGAGGUCCUUACUCGACAAGCGCAAUGGCCGACGACGUUGUCGCGCUACUAGACUACGUCGGGUGGACCUCCGAGCGUGACAUGCAUGUUGUCGGAGUCUCUCUCGGUGGUAUGAUCGCAUUAGGCAACAAAGCGAACAGUAUGGACAGCGCUACCACCUGUGAGUCGCCGUCACUAUCAAGGUCCAGAAUAUAUCGGACUAAAGCGAGUCAGCUCAAAGGCAGCACGUCGCUCAUCAGCUGGAGACUGCUGACGAUGACUGACCCGGAGACGAAGAUCCCUGUUAUCCUGGAUAUGGUAUUCCCCCAGUCAUGGCUGAACGCUCCGGCGUCAGGCGAUCCUGAGGGCCGGACAAACCGUGAAGUACAAACAGUAGAGUACCGCAAACGCAUAGAGUUGACGCGGCCACAGAAGCCGGUGGGCGCGAUCUCGCAGAUGAUCGCUGGCCUGACACACAGCGUGUCUCCGGAGCGUCUGCGCACGAUCGCUGCGUCGAUUCCGAAGGUGCUGAUCGUGACGGGCGACCAGGAUAACCUCAUCAACCCGAGCAACAGCUUGUAUAUGAAAGAGCACAUGCCGGAGGCAGAGUUGGUACAGUGGAAGAACACGGGUCAUGGCUUUCAAGUGCAGUAUCGAGAUAGGUUCCAUGAGUUGUUGGAACAUUGA
Molecule: messenger RNA, 978 nt
Organism: Postia placenta MAD-698-R-SB12
Lineage: Eukaryota; Fungi; Basidiomycota; Agaricomycetes; Polyporales; Adustoporiaceae
Exons: 7
Coding region: 1-978 (325 amino acids)
Source: RefSeq, a predicted model, not a curated record